Messenger RNA from Cornus florida, 2839 nucleotides. RefSeq lists its product as uncharacterized. The transcript has 11 exons. Lineage: Eukaryota; Viridiplantae; Streptophyta; Magnoliopsida; Cornales; Cornaceae. The record is from RefSeq and is a predicted model, not a curated record. The coding region runs from base 672 to 2573 and encodes 633 amino acids.
GUGGGGAUUGGGUUGUUAUUUGUAUUAUUGUAAAUGUCUGAUAUUAUAUACUUAUUUAUUCAAAAAAAAAAAAAAAAACUAUAUACUAAUAUAUUAUUAGUCCAUCAGUCAUCAGCCAUCAGUCACACCCCACUAUUUAUCUUCCUCUCAUUUUUCCAUUUAAGACCUCCGUUCUCUCUCUGUGUAUUAAAGUUAUGGUAUCUACUACUUGUGGACGUUUUAGGGUCUUACUAGGAGACUUUUCUCAAAACUAAAGUCUAAAGCCCACGAACUGGUUUUUACUUCUUUUCAUGCCAAAACGCCUCCAUUGCCAAAAAGCUAACACAUUUAUUAGAGAGUGCCUUCACAUAGAAGACACACUGGUCAAAAGGGUCAUCUUUUCCCCAGCCGCAUUUGUGGGUUCAUUGCUAGUAUUUUGUGCCUGUUGAGUUCAGACUCUGUUCCCAGUAAACCCAUCAAUCGAUCACUGGUUUUGGGUGUUGUGAUGCGAUAGGACAAGUGGGGUUAUUGAGUCUUGGGCGAGGUUCCUGAGAAGCCAUUUGGCCAUUUGGACUUUUGGGUCUGGUUCUUCUUCCAAACAUUUCAUCUCGCUACUCUCUCCUGUUUGGUGGAAUAGUGUUAUGUGCUCUGUUUUCUCUGUUUUCCUUUCUACAUUUUCUCGACAUUUUUGAAUGUCAAAAUUUUCUGAAAUAGCAGUUUCCUUUGGGCAAUGGUUUUCAGAGAUGGGAUUUGGCAAUACCAAAAUUCCUGGACUUGGAGUAGCUUCUAGACACAAACGUUCUAAGAGUGACAUCUUGCCUAAUAAAAGAGGACUCAGGGAAGAUAACUUGGAUCAUUCCGUCGAAGCUUGUCACAGUAUGAAAUUGGAUAUGGGGCACUUGAAGGACUGUGCCAAGACCACAAAGGGACAAUCGCCCAAUGCUGAAGUACGAAAUUCUUUGAGGCAAGAGAUUCUACAGCUUGAAAAAAGAUUACAGGACCAAGUUGUUGUCCGUUGUGCUUUAGAAAAAGCACUGGGUUAUAGAACUUCCUCACAUGAUAUCACAAAUGAAGUCUCAGUGCCUAAGCCAGCCACAGAACUGAUUAAAGAAAUUGCGGUACUAGAAUUGGAAGUUAAUCAUUUGGAGCAAUAUCUUCUCUCGCUAUACCGGAAAGCAUUUGAUCAACAACUUUCUUCCUCGCCUCCAUCUACAAAGGAUGGAAGACCAAAAUCACCUUUGACAACACCAAGAGGAAGGUAUCUAAAAGUUUCCACAUCUGAUAUUACAUCAAAGAGGGAAAAUUCAACUGUUCAAGCCAGCUAUCAAAUUAUUGCCAAUCCAUGGAAUGGGUCAACUAAUAUAGGAGAAGAGAAGCUGUUAGAUUCUGGUGUUCACCGCUGUCACUCAUCGCUGUCACAACGUUCAGCUCUAUCAACUCGAAGUUCUCCUACAGAGCCCGUGGGAAAAGCUGUUCGUGCCUGUUAUUCCCAACCUUUGUCCAUGAUGGAGUAUGCUCAGAAUGCCGCUUCAAAUGUAAUCAGUCUAGCAGAGCAUCUUGGCACCCGGAUUUCUGACCAUGUUCCAGAGACACCUAACAAGAUUUCUGAGGAUAUGAUCAAGUGCAUGUCAGCUAUAUAUUGCAAGCUUGCAGACCCACCUUUGACAAAUCAUGACCUGUCAUCUCCCAGUUCAUCUUUGUCAUCGAUGAGUGCAUUUUCUCCGAAAGAGCAUUGUGAUGUGUGGAGUCCAGGGUUUAGGAAAGAUUCGUCUUUUGAUGUACGGUUAGAUAACCCUUUUCAUGUGGAAGGACUAAAGGACUUCAGUGGACCUUACAGCACAAUGGUUGAAGUCCAAUGUUUAUACAGAGAUAGUCAGAAAUUGGGUGAUGUUGAACACAAGUUACAAAAUUUUAGGGCACUCAUCAGUCGAUUAGAAGAAGUAGAUCCCAGAAUGAUGAAACACGAGGAGAAGCUAGCAUUCUGGAUCAACAUACACAAUGCUCUGGUGAUGCAUGCAUUUUUGGCUUAUGGGAUUCCACACAACAAUAUAAAGAGAGUCUUCCUACUGCUGAAAGCUGCCUAUAAUGUCGGGGGUCACAUAAUAAGUGCAGACACAAUACAGAGUUCUAUCCUUGGAUGCCGCAUGUCUCGUCCUGGACAGUGGCUUCGCUUGUUACUUUCGUCAAAAACAAAAUUUAAGACCGGAGAUGAACGGCAGGCAUAUGCAAUUGAGCACUCAGAACCCCUUUUACACUUCGCACUAUGUUCCGGAAGCCAUUCUGAUCCUGCGAUUCGCGUUUACACACCAAAGAGAGUAUUUCAAGAGCUGGAAGCUGCAAAAGAAGAGUACCUUCGAGCCACCUUUGGCAUACGAAAGGAUCACAAAAUCCUUCUACCGAAAAUUGUGGAUUCCUUUUCCAAGGAUUCUGGUUUGUGUCCGGCUGGUGUAGUGGAGAUGAUUCAACAGGCUUUGCCCGAAUCUUUGAGGAAGAAAAUUAAGAAAUCUCAGCUAGGAAAGUCCCGCAAGAGCAUUGAAUGGGUUCCUCAUAAUUUUGCUUUUCGGUAUCUCAUAUCAAAAGAGCUUGUGAGGUGAUUGCUACCACAUGUUAAUUCCUACUACUCAACAUCUUUUGCUACCACAGUUCAAAUCCUAGUACUCAACAUCUUGUUUAAUUUUUUGAAAUUUUUUUUUCCCCAUUUAGGUUUUCUUUUGUACAAAUGAAAUAGAGUAUGGAGUUAGAAAUGGGAGAAUAGUUUCGCAUGCCCAGCGCUUUGUGUUUUUUUGUAAUGCAAUCUCCACUGUACUCUGGCAUGCAUUGUGAUUAUUAUGUAAUGUGUUGAUAGAGUUAUUAAGUUGCA